Molecule: messenger RNA, 6694 nt
Organism: Gymnodraco acuticeps
Lineage: Eukaryota; Metazoa; Chordata; Actinopteri; Perciformes; Bathydraconidae
Gene: igsf9bb
Product: immunoglobulin superfamily, member 9Bb
Biological process (GO): cell-cell adhesion
Molecular function (GO): protein binding
Source: RefSeq, a predicted model, not a curated record
GAUCCGUCUCAGGAUGCGAGAGGAGAGCGGAGGAGAGGGGCAGAGAGAGGGGAAAGCACCGAUGGGAAAGUGUCCGGGGCUCGGUUAACAAGAAGACAGCAUCCGGUCCUCUUCAGUUCGUCCUGGGACACUUGGAGAUGAGAAAUUCACCGAAAGGGGCACUUUGAGAUAUGAUGAGGUUUACUUCUGGUCGGCAAUAGUACUAUGAUUUGGUAUGUGGCCACUUUGAUAGCAAGUGUAUUCAGCACCCGAGGAACGGCCGCUCAAGGUGCCCAAGGAGUGAGAGAGGAGCCCCAGUUUGUGACGUCACGUGCAGGAGAGAACGUCAUCCUGGGAUGCGACGUGUCCCACCCCCUGAACGGCCAGCCCUACGUGGUGGAAUGGUUCAAGUAUGGAAUGCCCAUCCCCUUCUUCAUCAACUUUCGCUUCUACCCUCCUCAUGUGGACCCGGAAUACGCCGGCCGGGCCAGUCUGCACGACAAGUCCUCCCUGCGGAUAGAGAACGUGCGCUCAGACGACCAGGGCUGGUAUGAGUGUAAGGUGCUGAUGCUGGAGCAGCAGUACGACACCUUCCACAAUGGCAGCUGGGUGCAUCUGACCGUCAACGCCCCCCCCACGUUCACAGAUACACCACCUCAGUAUGUAGAGGCCAAGGAGGGGGGGAGCAUCACUUUGACCUGCACAGCCUUUGGCAACCCCAAACCCUCAGUGGGCUGGCUGCGAGAGGGCAGCCUCGUGGUCAGCAGUGCCAAGUACAAGGUGUCUGAUGGGAGUUUGACAGUGCUAUCCAUCACCCGUGAGGAUCGUGGAGCUUACACAUGUCGAGCCUUCAGCCCCCAGGGAGAAGUCGUUCACACCACAAGGCUGCUAGUACAAGGCCCUCCCUUCAUCGUGUCCCCCCCUGAGAACAUCACAGUGAACAUCUCGCAGGACGCCUUCUUCACCUGCCAGGCGGAGGCCUACCCUCGCAACCUGACCUACACCUGGUUCUGGGAGGAGGACAACGUCUUCUUCAAGAAUGACCUGAAGCGCAGAGUCAGUAUUCUCAUUGACGGUUCCCUCAUCAUUGCCCAAGUCAAACCUGAGGAUUCUGGGAAAUAUACCUGUGCUCCUAGCAACAGCCUGGGCCGACCACCAACUGCCUCUGCCUUCCUAACAGUGCAAUAUCCUGCCCGUGUGGUUAACAUGCCAUCCGUCAUCUACGUGGCCAUUGGUAUGCCUGGCUUCAUCCGCUGUCCUAUAGAUGCCAACCCCCCUGUAACUCUGGUUAAGUGGAAGAAAGAUGGCCUCCCUCUCCGGAUAGACAAGUUCCCCGGUUGGAGCCAAAUGGACGAUGGGAGCAUCCGUGUGGCAGAGGUGACGGAGGACUCUCUCGGCACCUAUACCUGCAUGCCUUACAACGCCCUGGGUUCUUUGGGAUGGUCUUCUCCUGCUCCCCUGGUGCUAAAGGAGCCUCCUAAAUUCUCAGUGGUUCCUGGAGGGGAGUACAGGCAGGAGGCUGGGAGAGAACUGGUCAUCCCCUGUGAGGCGGAGGGAGACCCCUUUCCCAACAUCACAUGGAGAAAGGUAGGCAAGCCCAGUAAAAGCAAGCACAAUGUUCUGCCCCGGGGCAGCUUACAGUUCAAGUCACUCACCAAGGAGGACCAUGGGGAGUGGGAGUGUGUCGCCACCAACGUUGCCACGAGCAUCACUGCCAGCACGCACAUCCAAGUAAUAGGCACAAGCCCCCACGCCCCCACCAGCAUCCACGUGGUGGCGUCCUCUACCUGGGCCAAUGUGUCCUGGGAGGUGGGGUAUGACGGAGGCUUCCAGCAGACAUUCUCAGUCUGGCUGAAGAGGGAGCGUUUAGGUCCACAUGACUGGUUCUCCAUACCCGUGCCUGGAGGCCAGGACUGGUUGGUGGUGCCCGGCUUGGAGCCAGAGACAAUAUACCAGUUCAGCGUUCUGGCCCAAAACAAGCUUGGCACAGGCCCUUUCAGCGAGGUUGUCACUGUGAACACACUAGUAUUUCCUAUAAGUACCCCUGAACCAUUGGUGCUGCUUACCCCACCACGGUGCCUCACAGCCAAUCGCACGCAGCAGGGAGUUCUGCUCAACUGGAUCCUGCCUGCCAAUCAUACAGCACCGAUCCAGCAUUAUGUCAUGGAGUUCCGCCUGGGGGAGCGAUGGGAGGUCUUAGACGACAGCAUUCCUGCUGGGGAGACGGACCUGCUCGCCCGAGACCUCAUCCAGGAGGCCUGGUACGAGUUCCGCGUCAUGGCCGUCAUGGAUGACAUCAUCAGUGAUCCUAGUAACGUAGUAGGUGUGUCCAGCACAGACUUCUUCCCCCCUCCAGAGAUGGUGGAGGAGCGUGGACUGGCGCGGCCUGUGGUGGCUGGCAUUGUGGCAACCAUCUGUUUCCUGGCAGCAGCUGUCCUCUUCAGCACCAUGGCUGCCUGCUUCGUCAACAAGCAGCGCAGGAGGAAGAUGAAGAGGAAAAGAGACCCCCCUCUAUCCAUAACGCACUGCAGAAAAAGCAUGGAAAGUCCGUCAUCUUCAGUAAAGUUGAGCCCGGAGAGCAUUCGUUCAAAGGCAUCUCCGUCAGAAUCAUCUGAAGAUAGUCAUGACCAGCGUUCGGGAAAGAAACCAUCCACAGUUACAGGAAAGAGGGAGGAGUUGUCUUUAUACAAAAAGACCAAAAGAGCAAUAACAAGCAAGAAAUACGGCAUGUCCAAGCAUGAAGCUGAAGAAUCACCCAUUGAACUCAUCAGCCGAGGCCCAGAUGGACGCUUUGUCAUAGAUCCCACUGUUGCAGAAAUGUCUGUAAAACCCCGGCGAAUUGAGGGCUUCCCCUUUGUGGAAGAAUCAGACCACUAUCCUGAAUUCCGGCAGUCAGAAGAGGAAAAUGAUGAUCCCAGGUCUAUGCCCCCAGUUAUGGCCCCUCUACGGCCUCACCAGAUUUCCCCAAUCUCCAGCCAGGAAUCCUACCUGCAACCUCCAGCCUACAGCCCUCGUUUCCAGAGGCCUUUCGAAGGUAUGACCAUCAUGGAGAGCAGCCGGCUCCAGGCCACGGGGCAGAUCCAAGGUUCUCUCCACCACAGGGCUUUCUAUGGCUAUUUAGGCCACCCUGGGGAUCAUGACCCCCCACCUCCUUUUUACAUGACUGAUACUAGCCCACUCAGUUCUGUCAUGUCCUCCCCUCCUUACCUUGCUGAAGGUCCUUUUGGUCACCCCAUGAUUCCUGAAGAAUGCAGGGAGGGUGAUUUUCCUCAAUAUGCUGUCCCUGGUUUCCCACUUCCUCUGACUAUCACCUCUUCCUCUCGUACACCCGAGAUUUGGCAGGGACUGGAUUUCACCUUUGCAAGUCUGGAGGGUCCCCAGUUCAUUUUCCCGCCACACCACCCUUUGCAUCUCCACCACGACUCCCCCUAUCCUCCUCCACCUCAUGUUCUUCCCCUAAGUUCUUUCCAGCCUUCCCUUCCAAUGCCUACCUACCCAGCUGUCCUGCCACUGGAGGCCCCGAAGAGCCGCUCAACUAGGUCUCCCAGCAAGGCCAAGCCUCGUGGCUCCCCAGCCAAGCAUAGAGCUAUGCAAGAGGCACAUUUUGGGCAUCUAAGACACACAAGCCACGGAAUGGGUGUGCCGGUUUUGCCUUACCCCAAUCCAAUGGCCCAUAUUGUACCAAGCGCAUUCAGUGGCCUUGACACGCGAUGGUUUGAAACCACCCCUCGGUUCAGUCCUAGACAGGCUUGUAGGGUGGAUUCUGGAAUGCAUCAGGUGGUCCUCCAGCCCUCCCGACUCUCCCCCCUAACCCAAAGCCCGCUUAGUUCUCACGAAGGCUCCCCAGAGAUUGUAGUACGUCCCAGGCCACGUCCCAACAUUGUCCAACCUCGCAUACCACCAGAGAUGUCUGAGAUUACCCUCCUCCCUCCUUCCACAGCCAGCUUCUCAAGGAGAUCUUCCCCCUCCUCCUCACCUGCCCACCAUGGCCAGGGUAGCAGGAGAGCCAGUCCCAGCUACCGUUCCCACAUAGCCUUUGCCACUUCUGCAAGCAGCUACCCAGCUUCCCAGUCCCCGUCACCCCCCAUGGAAAGCAGCAACAUAUUUGGGCAGAUGCCAUCUCAGAGGAGGACUGAGGAGGGGAUUCUUCCAUCUGAGCCCUCUCCACCCCAGUUGUCAGCUUCAGGAAAAUAUCGAGGUGUGCCGACUCCCCUUUCGGGGUCUGAGAGGAUUGAUGCACUGAGAUACCAACGUAUAAAAAAGGCCAAGAAGAUGAUGAUGAACAACAAUAACUCCAAGUCCAGAAAGAAAGCAGGUGUCUCCACCUCUCAGACCCAGCAGGCCUACACCUCUCAGGUACUCCAGCCCGAAGAAGUUCUCUACCUCCGCAAGAAGAAGAAGCGGCCCAUCCUCCACGACCCGUAUACUCGCUUUUCUGCUCUGCUGUACCGCCGCCCACCGAGGGAGGACCAGAAGGCUAUUUUGGCCAGCAUGGACUACAUAGACCUAGACCAUGCAACCCUCCUCUGAAAGCAAAAAGGACACAGUUACAUCCAUGCAAUAUUCCCUCAUUCCAAAAUCACUACCAGGUGGAAAAAACAAAUAUGUUUGCAAUGUAUUGUUUAUAAAGGGGACUAGCACUACAUUUCAGCAUUCAGAUUUGGUAUAUUGUAUAGCUAUGCCCUUGGUCAAUUCAAUCUGCACUAGUAAGCAUUCUGCUAUUUUAAAUAUAUGAUAACAACAACUGUACCUUGUUACUGUAGAUCAAUAACCUAGAUUGUCUCUGAAAUGCUGUUCCCAAUUUACUGUGAGUGAUAUAGCAGCAUUGGUCAAUUGGAAUGACAUCACAUGCAUCCAAGGAUUAUUUGAACACUACUGAUUGGAUGACAGAAUGCACACGGUUGAUGUGUAUUCUUAAAUCCAGUAGUGUUCCCUUUUAAAAAAUGUGUUUAAACUACAGCGAUUUUCCAAGGUUUUACUCCAGUGCAAAAAGAUUUGUUAAAAAAGAGGCAAGUGCCUAUUGUCCACAUUUCAAAUAAUUAUACAAAAAGUCCAGUUACCCUUUUUGAAUUUGAACACGUUUCAUGCGUUGAUUGCCCCCCAAAAAGCCCUGCCGGUCUCCGUUUACAGCCCCUUCCACCGGAUCCUCUCCGCCAGCAAAGUUUAUCUGCCGAGAAACUCGCCUCACAAAUGUGUUAUCUCACUUCCUACCGAAUAUACCUCAGAGCACAGGACACGACACCCCCAACCACAGAUCAGCCAGCAGAGCAAACUAGCUUUUUUAUAUAUAUCUUUAGUCAUAAUUACCUUUCUUAAAACGACAUGGUACAGUUUUUCUUUCUUAUAUUUACUACUAUUUAGUUUGUAAGAAGUCCAUAUUUGGAUUUAAUUCUCGCAGAAUGAUACAUCUUUCACAUUCUGUUCUACUGUAAAUGAUCAGGACUGACAAACAAACAGAACCCUGGACUACUGUACUACUGAAGGAACUAUCUAUAUAUCUUAAACCUUAUUGAAUAAUGUAAUUCAGCAGUGAAUCACACAGGGGCUUAAUGUACUUUUCCAUUUCAUUUACAUAUACUGUACUUGUAACUAACAGGCCAAAUCAAAAGCGGUAAUUCAACUACUUUCAGUCAUUCUGUAUAAAGCCAUUUAAUUGCUCCAAUUCUUUUAAGCUCCUCAUAUCUCAUCACUGUUUGCACUGGAGCAAAAAUCUUGUCAAUUUCCUCAGAUUUGUGUCGCUUCUUUACACCAGUUUGUGAGCGUUAGGUAGUGUAGAGGGUACCAAAUCCUAUCCAGAAUAGUUAUGCCAAAAAUAGUCAAAUAAAAAAAAUGAACAACAUAUAGUGGAGGAUAAGAUUCUGUGCCAUAGUAUAUUAUAGUAUUUUAUUCAUAUAUAUAUAUUAGAGGGCAUCCAAAAUAAUGGCUUUGGUCGGCCUUAAUGGUUCUUCUGGUUACCUGCUUCACUUGUGUCCAUUUUUAUAAUUGUUUUAUUUGUGCAUUAGUGCAUGCAUGUGUGAGUACCAGAAUCUUUGUAUUGACUCUUUAUGUGCUUGUCAUUUGAUAUGGAGAUGCUGAGAGGGGUGUCAUCCCUUAAGAAAAAAUAAUGUGGCAUUAAGGGAAAACAAAGUGAGAGAAACAUUUUGUUGUUCACCGGUAAAGGCAGUUUUGUUUACAUGUGAUGGAAAUAUGGACACUAAGGGGCUAAAAUGUGUUUUGUUGAAUAAGUUAACAUCGUGCCAUAACAUUAGGAACUAAACUAUAUCACACAUACAGCAGCUCCUGUUAGAUUCACAAACAAUGGCUGUAUAUUGGGCCCACUAUUUUGGCUCAAAAGGUGCUCCAUUUCUUCCAAAGUUGUUUUCAUGUGUAGAGGGUAUGGACUCAUAUAUUAGGCUCCUUAUUCUAAAUGAAAGCAGUGUCCAUGUUCUGCUGUUAUUGAUGUGUUUUUUAUACAUGUAUUUAUUUGUUUGAUUUCUUUAUUGUGAUGUAGAGCAGACUCUGACCACUCCUACUCCAAAAUUGUCUUCUAAUAUGAACCACAUGUUAAGUGACUAAAUGUAGUUGCUUUAUUAAGAUAUGUCCACAAUGAUUGCUUGCAAAAGGAGGUGUCAAGGUUUUUCAAAAAACUGACCUCAUGUUUUAUUCGGUAUUCAGUGUUCAGGAAAAUGAAAGAAGAGAUGUAAUGUUAUUUAUUUAACCAAACAGGAAAUACUAA